CGAAGCCAAAUAGAAAGAAAGAAAGGAAAAAAGGGCGUUGCUUUGAUGGACCUUUCACAGGUCCCCAGCCCUAGACCAAGGCACUCCCCCCCUCAAUAUAUUGCUCUCUGACAAAACCCGAGCUGGCUGCGAUUCUUUUUUGGAAGAAGGAUCAGAGGAAGCAGCUGAGGGGAGGGCGAUCAAGUCCACCUAAAGAUACCGCCGGUCCCCUUUCCUAUUGAGUAGUAUCAGGCAACCCAAACUGAAUCUUGAGUCCUUUUGGCCAUCCUUUCGCCAGCGCCGCUUUUGCACACCUCCAGAAAAUAGACUUUUGGUGUUGUUAAAGUUUGCAUUCCUCGGUGUCUUGUUUUAAAGCAUCAGAAAAGCCCUUCUGCACACACGCCGAUUGCAAUGGGGGCCCUGGAGAUUAUUGGUUUGUGUAUGCUUUCCUUUCUCCUCUACUCCGGCAACACCAUGGCUAAAGCUAGUCAAGACGUUGACGAAUGUGUUGAUGGGACUGACAACUGCCACAUUGAUGCCAUCUGCCAGAACACUCCCAAAUCAUACAAGUGCAUCUGCAAAUCUGGCUAUACCGGGGAUGGGAAACACUGCAAAGAUGUUGAUGAAUGUGAGCGUGAUGACAAUGCUGGCUGUGUCCAUGAAUGCGUCAAUAUCCCAGGGAAUUAUCGAUGUACCUGCUAUGAUGGCUUUCGCCUGGCACAUGAUGGGCAUAACUGCCUUGAUGUGGACGAGUGUGCAGAAGGAAAUGGUGGCUGCCAGCAGACUUGUGUCAACAUGAUGGGGAGCUACGAGUGCCACUGCCGUGAUGGAUUUUUCCUGAGUGAUAACCAGCAUACGUGCAUCCAGCGCCCCGAAGAAGGAAUGAACUGCAUGAACAAGAACCAUGGUUGUGCCCACAUCUGUCGGGAAACCCCAAAAGGUGGCAUUGCCUGUGAAUGUCGCCCUGGUUUCGAGCUCACCAAAAACCAACGAGACUGCAAGUUGACCUGCAACUAUGGUAAUGGAGGGUGUCAGCACACUUGUGAUGAUACAGAUCAAGGGCCAAAGUGUGGUUGCCAUGUCAAGUUUGUGCUUCAUUCUGAUGGGAAGACAUGCAUAGGGGAGAGGCACCUCCAGCAACACGUUACCCCCCAGACGUUUUCUAAUGAGACUUGUGCUGUCAACAAUGGAGGCUGUGACAGUAAAUGCCAUGAUGCAGCAACUGGUGUGCACUGUAGCUGUCCAAUGGGAUUCAUGCUCCAACCUGACAGGAAAACGUGUAAAGAUAUUGAUGAAUGCCGGUUGAACAAUGGUGGUUGUGAUCACAUCUGCAGGAACACAGUGGGCAGUUUCGAAUGCAGUUGCAAAAAGGGGUAUAAGUUGUUGAUCAAUGAAAGGACCUGCCAAGAUAUUGAUGAAUGCUCCUUUGACAGAACCUGUGACCACAUCUGCAUAAACACCCCAGGGAGCUUCCAGUGCCUGUGUCACAAAGGCUACACGCUGUAUGGGCUCACCCACUGUGGAGAUGUUGAUGAAUGUAGCAUCAACCGAGGAGGCUGCAAGUUUGGCUGUGUAAACACCCCUGGCAGCUAUGAAUGUACCUGCCCUGCUGGCUGCAGACUUCACUGGAAUAAAAAGGAUUGUAUAGAGCUGGUAAUAUGUUUGGCUGGUGCAGUAUCUCCCCGGGCUACACUUACCUGCAACAAGAAUGGGAAGAAGGACAGCUGCUCUCUCACCUGUGCUUCCAAGGCUCGCUUUCUGCCAGAGUCUGACAACAGCUAUACAGUGAGCUGUGGGACUCCAAUCCUGCGACAGGGACCUCCACAGAGGUCCAGUAAUGGCAGUUAUCCCUGUAUUGAGACUGUUACUGCGCCAAUCAAACAAAAGGCUUCCUUCAAGAUCAAGGAUGCUAAAUGCCAUCUGCAUCCACGAAUGAAAGGCAAGCAGGAUGAGAUGGGCAGGAAUGGUACCCCAGUAGGUGGAGCAACUCCAUGCUCAGAUUGCCAGGUAACUUUUGUGAACCUAAAGUGUGACUCCUCAAAGAAGGGCAAAGGACGCCGGGCUCGCAACUCCCCCAACAAGGAGGUGACUCGCAUCACACUGGAGUUUGAAGCUGAAAUCAAGCCAGAAGAGGUCACAGCCAGCUGCAAUCUGAACUGUGUGCGGCAAAAAGUGGAGAAAAAACUGAAGUCAGCUAUCAAAGCUCUGAAGAAAUCUAUAAACCAGGAAAGGUUCCUGAUCCGCUUUUCGGGAAUGGAGUAUGAACUGGCCCGGAAACUGAGCUUGGCUUCUGAGAGGCAGGAGAACUGUGGACCAGGACAGCAGAGACUGGGAUCCAAGUGUGUUAGCUGCCUGCAAGGAACGUAUUACCAUGGCCAGAUGGAACAGUGCGUCCCUUGCCCUUCAGGGACCUACCAGGAGAAAGAAGGCCAGCUUUCCUGUGACCUUUGCCCUGGAAGUGAUGCUUAUGGGCCAGCUGGAGCAACAAAUAUAAGCAGCUGUGCAGGUCAGUGUCCCCCUGGCCAGUACUCUGUGGAUGGCUUCAAACCCUGCCAGCUAUGUCCACGUGGCUCCUACCAACCAGAAGCUGGGCGAGCUUUGUGCUUCCAUUGUGGUGGAGGGCUAACCACCAAACAUGAGGGAGCAUUUUCCUUCCAGGACUGUGAUACUAAAGUUCAGUGUUCCCCAGGCCAUUAUUAUAACACCAGUGUCCAUCGCUGCAUUCGUUGUGCUGUAGGCACCUACCAGCCAGACUUCCGUCAAAACUACUGCAUCGCGUGCCCUGGGAAUACCACCACAGACUUUGAUGGCUCUACCUCAGUAUCACAGUGCAAAAAUCGUCAAUGUGGAGGGGAGCUGGGUGAAUAUACUGGUUAUAUUGAGUCUCCCAACUACCCUGGAAACUACCCUGCAAACGUGGAGUGUACCUGGAAUAUCAACCCACCUCCAAAACGCAAAAUUCUCAUUGUGGUGCCUGAAAUCUUUCUGCCAUCUGAGGAUGAAUGUGGGGAUGUCCUUGUCAUGCGGAAAAACUCAUCUCCCUCCUCUAUCACCACCUAUGAGACAUGCCAGACAUAUGAGAGGCCCAUAGCUUUCACUGCAAGGUCUCGAAAGCUGUGGAUCAACUUCAAAACUAGUGAAGCCAACAGCGCCCGAGGCUUCCAGAUCCCCUAUGUCACCUAUGACGAGGAUUAUGAGCAGCUGGUGGAGGAUAUUGUACGAGAUGGCAGGUUAUAUGCAUCUGAAAAUCAUCAGGAAAUACUGAAGGACAAAAAACUGAUCAAGGCUUUCUUUGAUGUGUUGGCUCACCCGCAAAACUAUUUCAAGUACACAGAGAAGCACAAGGAGAUGCUGCCACGUUCCUUCAUCAAACUCCUCCGCUCCAAAGUCUCCAGCUUUCUCAGGCCUUACAAAUAGCCUCAUGGUGCUUUCACUAGCCUGCCAGGCUCCUCCACAACCAAGAAAACUUCUCUUACACUUAUUCUUAUUUUUCAAUGACCUUUGUUACAAAUACAACCCUCCCCCAUCGCUCACUAUGCAGAUAAUUAUAACCUUGGCUUUUCUUCAAACCUAAAUUCAUUGACGAUAUUGUCUAUGGAAGGAGCAGUUAGCAGCCAUGGGGAAUCCCCAUCCCACUGUACUUUUCUACCCUCAGCUCUACAGAGAUCAUGUAUGAACUCUCAAUGAUGCACUCUCCACAAGUGGCCUCUGCUGGGACCUGUAGUUCUAGGGCAAUUUCAUCCUUCUCCCUGGUACGCAUGUGCAGCCCCUUACCCUCAGGGCAUCUGCUACAGGCCAUUUGGAUACAUCUCUCUGUAUGACUGUCUGUUUGUAGAAAGAAACACCUCUGAUUCCAUAUCAUGCCUGCAAUUCUGGAACACGGAUAAAUUGUGAACUUCUAGCAGCUGCUACAUGAUCAGAUUGAUCCAGCCAAACUCUUUUGUAAAGAACUGAAGCCAAACGACACCCAAGACAUGAAAGGUUAUGCUUUAUCAGACAAUUGUGGUUUUUAAAGGAAAAUAAAAAGUAAAUCAAGCAUGGUCUUGCAGAGAGGAUCCAAGGAAAAAGAUUAUUAAUAGCUGGGAGAAAGAUUAUAUAGAGAAAAUAGUCAUAUCUGAGAAGUGUGAAAGAAAAUGGCCCAUGGUUGGGAUGGCAGUUCUGGUGGCUUUGGAGAACAUCAUUUCUUGAUUGACUUCUUUGCCUUUGAAGAAAGCAUUGUCCUAACCGCAUUCUUAUACCGGAUGAUGUCUGGGAAAAGGGGAGGAGAACUUGGUGAACAGUGAGACUUUCCAAUGUGACUUCCCCGAUGGACACUCACGUGGAGAGACCAGACGUCUUAUAAGCUCUGCCAAAGAGUAAUUAAAUGACAAAAAAAAAAAAGCAAGCGGUGUGAAGGGCAGGAGUGAGUGAAUGUUUGUGCACUAGGAUGUUCUCCUUUCUACCUUUUCAUAUUAUUAAGUGCAAUCAUUUUGAGUUGUCUUUAUAUUAUUUAGAGGGAAGUUUUUUUUCUACUAGAAAUUACGAUAUUUAUACCUGCCUGAGAAAAGAGAAUGUGUGUGUGCGCGCAUGUGUUUAUAAAAAUGAAACAGAACACAAACAAGGAUUUGGAUAAUUAUGCCUAAAUGUGACUAGGUUUUCAGCUCUUGGAAUCUUUUGUUUUCCUCAACACGGUAAAAUCCUGAUUAUUGAGAUCCUUGGUUAUUCAGUGACCACUGAAGCUACGCAGAACACAGACUGAAUAUCUACGAAUGACUGAAAAUUAUAUUUUGGCCGCAAGCAAUGCUUGAGAGCCAGUGCAGCUCUUAGCAAAGGCAUGCAUUAUAGUCUUCAUGAGUCAGCACCAUUUCAGAAUGUAAGUUGAAGAUCGCAUUAGAAUCAUUCUCCAGUUUAAACCCUCCCAGCGUGUGUUGCUAGUAUUUUUGGGGGGUGGGGGUGGGGGGAUGUAGUUUAACCUUCCUUCCAACUUUACUAGUUCUGCAAAGGCAAGGAGAUUUUGAUGUGUGGGAUGAGUUCAGAUCUGAGAUUCUCCAUUUACGUAUUGAGGUGGUGUAGGGUUGGAUCCAGCCAGCAUUUUCACCUAGGUUCAUCUACUCCCUUAUUGCAACCUCAGUCCCAUGUGACUUUUAUCCAUGUAAAUCCCAUGAUUCUCAGCCUGGCCUUUUUUGAUAACCUCCUAUUUUUACCAAAGAAAAAGUUGGUAGAAUCCAACUGAUAUUUCAGUAGGUUUGAUUUCUAACCUGAAAGGUGAUAGGGCUCAGGUUUCCCUAGAAGUCAUGCUAUCUCCUAUGAAAACUCUUUCCCUAAUUCCAGAGCUUUAGUGGUUGGUUCUCUCAGGGGGGAAAACCUUCUUUACAUAUAUUCAAAGGCACACUUAUAGUCCCGUGUUCCAAGGCUGAGCCCAGCAUUAGACACAGGUUUUGAGGUGAGCCUUGGCUGACUAGUGCAUCUUCUUUCCCAAUUUAAACGUUUGUACUAAAGUCUCUUUCCAGUGCAAAUACUAGUGACAAAAUCCCUGUUUAUAUCAGCGUAACUGUUGCCUUCUCUGAGCUAUGGCCUAAAAUUAACAAUCAGAACUGUAAUCUAAAGGUCUACAGCUGUGCUUGGGCCACAUCAUCUCCAUUUGCUGUAGUAGAAUUUGAAGCUUCCCUGCCUUGACGUGGAUGGUUUGCUCUUCCUCCCUUGUAGGUUGUUAUUGAUUCAGAAUCAACUCCAUUCAGUUCACUGGGAUCCUUUCAGCAUUGAAGUUACCUUGGCAUUGAAGAAAUGCGUCUGAGAUAAGUGUGAUUGUGAUACUUGAGUACAUUUUAACCUAUCAUAAGCAGUUAAGCCAUGACAUGUGGCACUCAUUUUCUCAGAUUCAGCUCUUGCCUACUAUACACAUGCAUUUUUUUAUAUUGGGGGUAUUAUUUUCCAUAAGAGAGUAUGGAAGAGGUCGAACCAGAAAUUGAGACUAACUCUGAAGGCAAAACUUAGGUUCAGUGCAGCUUAGAUAUUCUACCUUAUUUCUUACUAGCUAGAUCCAUAGUCCCAAUUUCUUCUCCAAACUGAGAAAAUACAAAGGUUUGAAAAGCUGAAAAUUCCAUCUCAACGUAGGAAAUGCAACCAUUUUGAAACAACAAAGCUGAAAUAUUUAUACCUGCAUUUAUGCAGUAUGCCAUAAUACAGUACCUUCUGUAAAAUAAUGAUUAAAUGAUGAAAAAGGUGUAGUCCAUAAACUUAUUUGCACUUGAUAAAAGAAAUUGUAUCUGAACUUGUAAAAAGAAAAAGUUUGCAUUUCAUAUUGUCUUUUUUAAUUAUUAAAUGGAAUUUCUUGG
Molecule: messenger RNA, 6293 nt
Organism: Sphaerodactylus townsendi
Lineage: Eukaryota; Metazoa; Chordata; Lepidosauria; Squamata; Sphaerodactylidae
Gene: SCUBE3
Product: signal peptide, CUB domain and EGF like domain containing 3
Exons: 23
Coding region: 391-3396 (1001 amino acids)
Biological process (GO): signal transduction
Cellular component (GO): cell surface
Molecular function (GO): calcium ion binding
Source: RefSeq, a predicted model, not a curated record